AUGAUCGUGAGAACUUGUAUCUCCCUAAUGUUUAGUGGUAUUGUUCAGGCGUCAGCUGUGCUGCCGUCGAGAGACGCUCGUCUUAUUCGAGAUGAAGGCGUCCGCAUUCAAACGGCGGUUCCCGCAUCAUACCGUAUGGUCUUUAUGGCUAUGUCACUUUCCUUGAUGGGCAUUCUGUCCUUUUUACUAGUGCUUGUAGCAGGUCAGGGCCUCACAACAUACAAUCUCUGUCUCGUUGGGACGUGGGUGUGCCUUACUUUCUAUACAUUUACCAAGGCCACCGUAUUUCUGUUCCUCGUGGAACGCAUCCACAUUGUACGAGCACCGUUCGUACGGAGAAAGCAUGACAAAAUCUACCUCACAUGUCUUGCCAUGGUCGUCUUCAUGUUCGUCCCAGUCGUCAUCAACAGCUGUCAAAAGGCGUCGAUUCCCGUGCUCGUUGUGAACAUCGUCGUCGACGUGUGCCUCACUGGCGUCUUCUUCUACCUUCUUCGACCGGCUGUAAGAACGCAUCAGUUCUCGACGGUACCGGACGCGCUUAGACGGGUCAGCGCGCACAUUCCUUUCUCACCCAUGGUCCCCAGCCAUACGGCAGCUCAGCGCAACAUCCGUUCGUUAGUGUGGAGAAGCAUCAUUGGAAGCUUGUUGAUCGAGAUCCCUAUGAUGGCCAACAUGAUACAAUUCGUCCUCAUAGACGGCGAAGAGCUGGGAACGAUGUGUUUGGCGCUAUGCGUGGUUGAGGUCGCCUGGGACGCUCUGGUCAUUCACUGGUUAGCAUUGGGCACGUCUGAGCAAGUGGCAAAUCCCCCAAUCGAUUCGGUGCGACCAGCAAGUCGAUGGACUAUCAACACACACCAAGCACUCAUUUCGCCUGGUCAAGGAAGACAAAGCGUAGCUGGUGGAAAUCUCAGACCCUUCAGAUUAGCAAAACCGGAAAUUGUGCGAAUGAAGCCGCUCGACUCGAUGCGCAAACCUCCUUCAAGAUUAGACAUAAAUUCGACAUAUUAUUACUGAGUUGCGUGUCCUGAU
Molecule: messenger RNA, 1029 nt
Organism: Parastagonospora nodorum SN15
Lineage: Eukaryota; Fungi; Ascomycota; Dothideomycetes; Pleosporales; Phaeosphaeriaceae
Exons: 4
Coding region: 1-1014 (337 amino acids)
Source: RefSeq, a predicted model, not a curated record